AAUUUGUUUUUCAAAACACCUUUUUCUUAUCAAAUUAAAAUCUCUACACCCUCUUCAACUGAUAAUACGGAUUCUAGCCAUGGCUUCUCCGCCCUCAAUUCUCUCCCUCCUUCUUCAUUUUGUUAUCACCGCCACCGUCUCCUCCGCCGACUCAUCGGGUGCAAUGGUAAGAAUGUACCCAAGAAAACACGUUGUUCGGGCCGAGGGCGACCCGAGAUGCGAGAGCUGGAAGUUCGCGGUGGAAGUGAAUGCCGCCGGACCGUGGAAGUCUGUUCCACGGCCGUGCAUCGGGUUCGUUCGAGAGUAUUUCAAUGGUGGCCGCUAUCUAUCGGAUUCUAAGGUGGUGGUGAAGUACUCGUUGACCUUUGCUAAUUCGGUCAACGUCGCCGUGAAGGACAGCGGGAGGGAUGCUUGGGUUUUUGACGUGGAUGAGACCUUGCUCUCCAAUUUGCCCUAUUAUAAAGUUAAUGGAUACGGGUCUAAACCUUAUAAUGAUACUUCAUUUAACGAGUGGGUGAAUAAAGGUUUGGCUCCUCCAUUACCAAUGAGUUUGAGAUUGUACAAAAAGCUCCAAAAUCUUGGAUUCAAGAUAUUUCUUUUAACUGGACGGGGUGAAUCUCAAAGAAAUAUUACAGAAGAAAAUCUUCUUAAAGCAGGCUAUUCAGGUUGGGAGAAGCUCAUCUUGAGAGGAGAUGCAGAUGAGGGAAAGAAAGCUACGGUAUAUAAAUCAGAGAAGACAGCUGAAUUAGUAAAAGAAGGUUAUAUAAUCCAAGGAAGCUUUGGAGAUCAGUGGAGUGACUUGAUGGGCUUUCCUCUCGCCAAUCGAUCAUUCAAGCUCCCAAAUCCAAUGUAUUACAUUCCUUGAACUUAAUAACCAUUUUGCUUUUCAAUAAUCUGUUUUGUUAUAAAUUAAAUAUGUACUCUUCUUCAAUUUCGUCACUAAUGUUUCUAGAAACUUGUUUUA
Messenger RNA from Benincasa hispida (wax gourd), 964 nucleotides. RefSeq names its product acid phosphatase 1-like. The record is from RefSeq and is a predicted model, not a curated record. NCBI's taxonomy places the organism in Eukaryota, Viridiplantae, Streptophyta, Magnoliopsida, Cucurbitales, Cucurbitaceae. Gene Ontology annotation, molecular function: acid phosphatase activity.